Heteronotia binoei (common prickly gecko) is the source of this 2539-nucleotide messenger RNA. Its product is annotated as zinc finger and SCAN domain-containing protein 31-like. The record is from RefSeq and is a predicted model, not a curated record. Gene Ontology annotation, molecular function: RNA polymerase II cis-regulatory region sequence-specific DNA binding; DNA-binding transcription factor activity, RNA polymerase II-specific. Bases 106 to 1587 code for a protein of 493 amino acids. Gene Ontology annotation, biological process: regulation of transcription by RNA polymerase II. The transcript has 6 exons. Lineage: Eukaryota; Metazoa; Chordata; Lepidosauria; Squamata; Gekkonidae.
GAACAGGAAGGGCUUCAGACACGCCAAAGAAGGGGGAAGUCUUGCAGCCGGAGCCUGGGAAGAUUUACUCUCAAUUAGAGGCAACCCAAGAGAAAGGGGCAGGAGAUGGAAGAGCAGGACCCAGAAGAAUCUGGAGCUAGCAAGACAUCAAGGAACGCUGGAAGUGGUGCUGUAUUUUGGGAAAGAGCUGUUCCAGAGAUGUUUGUUCAAGGCACUAUGAUUGCAGAUGUACGUAGCCGAUGCUUCCGGCAGUUCUGCUACCACGAGGCUGAUGGGCCCCGAGAAGUUUACAGACAGCUCUAUGAACUUUGUAACCAGUGGCUGGAACCAGAGAAGCGAACCAAGAAGCAGAUCCUGGACCUGGUGAUCCUGGAGCAGUUCCUGGCCAUCCUGCCCCAGGAAAUGCAGUGCUGGGUCAGAGGAUAUGGACCAGAGACCAGUUCCCAGGCGGUGGCCCUGGCCGAAGAUUUCCUUCUGAGUCAGGCAGAGGAGAAGAGCCAGGCAGAGGAGGUGUGGGAAGGAUCUGUGAAGGUGGAAGCAAAGUCCUCUGAAACAGAAGGAUCUCCAUCACAGGAAGGUCAGAGGGCACAGGCUCAGGAGGAUGCUCAAGAUGCCCUGCCAAGGGGCAGUGAAGAGACAUUGCCGAGCUGUCAUCUUUGCAGAGAAGGGGAAAUGAUUGCUUCAGCUUUGGUCCAGUCUCCAUUUUCUUCUGAGGAGGUGGUCGAGUAUUUCACUGAGGCUAACCGAGUCUUGCUGGAUCCAGACCAAAAAGAAGUCGUGCUGGAGAACAAUGAGAGUGUGGCCUCUCUGGCAGGAGAUGGUCAGAAGAAUGAGGAGGAUGAGGAACUACAUCGUCUAUCACCAGAUGAAGUUAAUAAUGAAGACUUGAGAGGAAACCUCAACAGUCAAGUUGGACCUAAGAGGCAGAAAGGCAGCUACAUGGUCAAGAAGGGGGAUCAAAGUACAGGAGAGAAACCUUAUAGCUGCUCAGACUGUGGCAAGAGCUUCUCAAAGAAAUCAAACCUUGUUCGACACCAAAGAAUUCACUCAGGAGAGACGCUAUUUAUCUGCUCAGAGACUGGAAUAGCAUUCUCUGGCGGAGGAAAGGGUAAUAUACAUUUUACAGAGCACAUUGUAACGAAAGCACAGAAAUGCUUUCAGUGUGGAAAGAACUUCAGAUACAAAUCACAGCUCCUUGUGCACCAAAGAAUCCACAGGGAGGAGAAACCUUUUGAAUGCUCAGAGUGUGGAAUGAAAUUCAGUCAGCGUGGCCAUCUCCAACAGCAUCUAAGAACCCACACAGGGGAGAAGCCUUUUGAAUGCUCAGAGUGUGGAAUGAAAUUCAGUCAGCGUGGCCAUCUUCAACAGCAUCUAAGAACCCACACAGGGGAGAAGCCUUUUGAAUGCUCAGUGUGCGGGAAGGGAUUCAGUCAGAGUGGCCAUCUUCAACAGCAUCAAGUGAUCCACAGAGGGGAGAAACCUUUUGAAUGCUCAGAGUGUAACAAGAGAUUCAGUCAACGUGGUCAUCUUGAACAGCAUCUAAGAACCCACACAAGAAAAAGCAAUGUAACUUUGACUACCCUGUAAUUUCUUGGUUCGCCUCUGGUUCUCUUUUUAAAAACUGGUGUGACAUUUCCUACGCUCCUGUCUUCUCAUACAGUGGCUGAAUUUAAUGAUAGGUCAUUUAGCUAUAUUCUCUCCCCUAAGAUGCUGAUUGGGGUCUAAGGAAGGCACAUGAAUGCUUUCAGUGCAGCCCCUUACAUAGCUGCUUAUACUUGCAGACAGUUUUAGACAGGGCUUUUCUUUGAGUACUCAUGGAUACUGAGUAUCAGAGCCUUUUCUGGGGGAGGGGCAUUCUACCAAGUCCUGAAAGGGAUGCAGUGCAACUUUAUAUCCGCACGGGCACAUUUAAAACAUGAAAGCACUGAUUUUAGGGGUUCUCCUUAUGCAUGAGGUACAGUUUUGGUGUAGGAGAUGCAGGGUAUACAAUGUCAAGAUGAAACUGGACCAUUUUCUGCGGACUUGACAGGACAGCAAAAGUGCAAGAAUCUACCUGCUCACUGGAUUCUCUGUGGAUCCCUUCUCAUAAGCAGGGUGCUAGUGACACUCAAUUUAUAGACAGCUUGCAAGACUUCUUUAUAUGGGAAUCUGGUCCUCUCUGCACUCAGUUGAUAUGCUAUUCAGCUUGGACCAUGUCCAUACCACUGAGCUGGAUUCCAGCCAUGACAAUUACCCCAUGACUUUUCUGUCAGAAUGUAUUUGUGCAAACAAUCCAAAUAGAAUAGGAAUUAGCUUUUCUUUGUUGCUCCUAUUAAAUUCCACACUGUUCAUAGCUUUUUUGUUUUGAAGCUCAAAGCUUCUUUUUUCAUUCUUGAACAUGUUCUUUUCAAGUGCUACAGUCAGACUAACACAGCAACCUAUUGUGGUUUCAUUCUUGAGUAGUGGCAAAUGUAAGGUUUUAAAAAACGUUUAGUACAGCUGUUUUUCCACUUUUAAAAUGUGUUAUUGAAAAUUCAAAAUAAACAAAAAUACAACAAUA